ACGUUCACUCAGUAGCAAUGCAACACCAUGGUAGAAAAGCCUAAGUCAAGGACACAAGUUGUACGUACCCUAAGAUAGCAUCUUCGAUCUUCCCAACUCCCAAGCUAGGACCAAGCAAAAGCAAGACCCCUGUCUCGCUCUCACUCUCGCUCAAGUCUCAACGACAGGACACAGGAGCUCUCUCUCUCUCUCUAUCUAGUCUCUCUCUAUAUAUACACAGCACACACAAGCCACUGCCGUUGUCUGUACUAAGCACCCGCGGGUUUCGACAAGAAGCGUAAGCUAGCUAUGGCAACGGGGAGGAGGGGAAGCCCGCUGCUGCGGAGGUGCAAGCGCGAGGGGUACACGCACGGGCUGCGCCCGCCGCAGAUGGAGGCGCUCCGGGCCAUGUGCGGCGCGCUCAUCCCGUCCCUACCCGUGGAGGGCCUCCACGUCCAGCCUCAGCCCGGCCGUGGCAAGGACGACCUCGACCGGUUCUUCCGCGCGUCCGCCGCCGACGGCGCCAUCCCUGACGAGGUCGCGGAGAUGGUGACCCGAUGCGUAUGGGAGGGAGUGCUGCUCAUGAGGAUUGUCCUGUGGGUCCUGAGCACCAGGAUUGGCACGCUGGCGCUGUGCGGGCGGCUGUGCUUCUCCGCCGGCAAGUCGUCGUUCCCGUACGCCUGCAGGUUCGCGGACAUGCCGGUGGAGCGGAGAGAGCGGGUGCUGCAGCGGUGGAGCGGCGCGCGGUGGCUGUUCCCCCUCAAGAUCACCUUCGUCAUCGCCAAGCUCCUGUCCCACUACGCGUUCUACACAAUGGUAAACGAGAACUCGGACAACCCGUCCUGGAAAGCAAUAGGAUACAGCGUGCCCGUGCCGGCGGCGGCGGCGGACGUGGACAGGCUACGGCCACGGGAAUUAGGUCCAGCGGAGGCAGAGGCGCCGUCACCGCGGCCACUGGACAGCGGCGUCGUGGAGACCAGAUCCCUGAACGACGCCACGCUGCUCAAGUCACUGACGGAGAGAGGAGUGGCGGUGAAAGCGGGCGUGUCGGGCGCGCACCACACCGUGCAAUGCGACGUCGUCAUCGUCGGGUCAGGCUGCGGAGGCGGCGUGGCCGCCGCCGUGCUGGCGGCGGCGGGGCGCAAGGUCGUCGUCGUUGAGAAGGGGGACUACUUCACAGCCGAGAGCUACACCUCCGUGGAGGGCCCGUCCAUGGAGCGCCUCUACGAGAAGGGGGGCAUCUUCUGCACGUCCAACGUGACGACCAUCAUGUUCGCGGGCACGACGGUCGGCGGCGGCUCUGCCAUCAACUGGUCCGCCAGUGUCCGCACGCCGGAGUGGGUCACGCAGGAGUGGGCGCGCGAGCAUGGGCUCCCCAUGUUCGGGAGGCCGGAGUACGCGCACGCCAUGGACGCGGUUUGCGCCAGGCUCGCCGUCACCGGCGGGUGCCGGGAGGAAGGGUUCCAGAACAAGGUGCUCCGCCGCGGCUGCGAGGCGCUUGGGCUGCGUGGCGACGCCGUGCCGCGCAACUCGUCGGAGGGCCACUUCUGCGGUAGCUGCCACCUGGGCUGCCCCACCGGCGACAAGCGCGGCACCGACACGACGUGGCUCGUCGACGCCGUCGCGCGCGGCGCGGUCGUACUCACAGGUUGCAAGGCCGAGCGUUUUGUGCUGGAGAGCAACCCAGGCGGCAGGGACGGCCGGAGCAACAGGUGCGUGGGCCUGGUGGCGACGUGCAUGAGCGACGGCAUCACCAAGAAGCUGCGCAUCGAGGCCAAGGUUUCCGUCUCGGCGUGUGGCGCGCUCAUGACGCCGCCUCUGCUCCGCAACAGCGGGCUCCAGAACAGCCACGUCGGCCGCAACCUUCACCUGCACCCGGUGUCUAUGGCGUGGGGCUACUUUCCGGACAGCACGCCGGAGGCAGAGCUCAGUGGCAAGUGCUACGAGGGUGGCAUCAUCACGACCAUGCGUCGCGUCACCGCGCGCACCAUCAUCCAGACGCCGGCGCUGGGGCCAGGAUGCUGGGCUUCGCUGGUCCCCUGGGAGUCGGGCCGCGACAUGAAGGAGCGCAUGCUCCGCUACGCGCGCACCGCGCACGCCUUCGCCCUGGUCCGUGACCGCGGCGCGGGGCACGUCGACGGCGAGGGCCGCGUGCGCUACACCCCGAGCCGGGAGGACGUGGACGAGCUCCGCAACGGGCUGCGCCAGACGCUGCGCAUCCUGGUGGCCGCCGGAGCGGCCGAGGUCGGCACCCACCGCAGCGACGGGCUCCGGCUGCGGUGCGACGGCCUCCGCGACGAGGACCUGGAGGCGUUCCUGAAGCAGGUGACCGUAGAGAAAGGUCCCAUGGUCCCGGGGCAUGACAAGUGGGCGCUCCAUUGCUCGGCGCACCAGAUGGGCAGCUGCCGGAUGGGGUCCAGCCCGAAACACGGCGCCGUGGACGGCCGCGGCGAGAGCUGGGAGGCGGAGGGGCUGUACGUGUGCGAUGGCAGCCUGCUGCCCACGGCGGUGGGCGUCAACCCCAUGAUCACCAUACAGUCCACCGCGUACUGCGUCUCCAAGGGCAUCGCGGAGUCUCUGGCGCGUGACAAUAAAUAGUAGCCUGGUUUGAGACCGUCGGAUCGUGCUCGCGCGCAAAUGGUUGUUGCCCCUGCCAGUGGCUGUGUGUGUGCAUGUUGGAUGUGUCUUCAUCCUUGUAAUUUGUUGCAUAAAAAGCCCAUCGGCUCGUAUUUUCAUACAUCAUUUUUUAACGCUUUUCCUAUAUACUUAGUUGAGGUCAUUGAACUUAAAAAUAAUUUCAGAGGACAAUAUUGUACCAUUAACUAGCCCAAGUAUAGUUUAUUAUUUGUUUUUUGUUAUAAUA
This is a messenger RNA of Zea mays, 2842 nucleotides long. Its product is annotated as long-chain-alcohol oxidase FAO1. NCBI's taxonomy places the organism in Eukaryota, Viridiplantae, Streptophyta, Magnoliopsida, Poales, Poaceae. Gene Ontology annotation, molecular function: flavin adenine dinucleotide binding; long-chain-alcohol oxidase activity. The transcript has 3 exons. The record is from RefSeq and is a predicted model, not a curated record. The coding region runs from base 289 to 2577 and encodes 762 amino acids.